Molecule: messenger RNA, 1189 nt
Organism: Saccoglossus kowalevskii
Lineage: Eukaryota; Metazoa; Hemichordata; Enteropneusta; Harrimaniidae
Product: EARP-interacting protein homolog
Biological process (GO): protein ubiquitination
Molecular function (GO): protein binding
Source: RefSeq, a predicted model, not a curated record
UCCGGUUUCUGCAAUCAUUCAUUCACUCUCGUUGUUUUUAUACAAUUUUCGAAUUAGCUUGUGUUCGAUUAGUUCGAAGGCAAUGGAAGAUGAUGCUCCUGUUAUUUAUGGAUUGGAAUUUCAGGCGAGGGCGCUGUCUGCACAUGCAGCUGAGACUGAUUUCAUCAGAUUCUUCGUAGGAACUCAGUCAUUGAAAUUUGACAAUCAGAUUCAUCAGAUAGAUUAUGAUGAUGAAAGCAAUGUGAUAAAUAAAAAUGUUUACUCCCACAAAGACGGUGAAAUAUGGCAUAUGAGUUGCAGUCCCGCUGAUAAAAAUGUUUUAGCAACAUGUUAUAAUAAAACAUCAGACUCAAAAACAGAGAUGCAUGCCUCGCUCUGGAAAAUACCAACAGACUUUGAAAAUGUUGAACACAUCGACGAGCAGAGCACAGCGCAGUCUUUAGAAUUAUUAUGUCAUCUUGACAACAGUAACUAUGGCAACAUGGUCAGGUUGCUAUGGGAACCACAAGGUGAUGGGCGAAAACUGAUUUCAUUAACAGAUAACCAUGUAGUAUUAUGGGAUGUCAAUGAGAAUUGUAAAGAAGCUAAGGCUAGCAGCUCCUCAGUGAUAGAGGGCAAAGGUCAACCUAAGAUCACAUCGGGUACAUGGAAUCCACACCACAAUUGUACACAAAUAGCCACAGCCAAUGAUACCAUAGUACGGGGAUGGGACCUCAGGUCUAUGAAGCAAGUAUACUGUAUAGAGAACGCACACGGUCAGCUCGUCAGGGACCUGGAGUUCAACCCCAAUAAACAGUAUUAUCUUGUCACGUGUGGGGAUGAUUGUAAAGUCAAAUUCUGGGAUAUCAGAAACCCUAGUGAAAGCUUAAAAGUUUUGGCCCACCAUUCUCACUGGGUAUGGAGUGUACGCUACAAUCAUUUCCAUGACCAGCUAGUCUUGACUUCAAGUAGUGACAGUAGAGUAAUAUUAUCCAAUAUUAUCUCGUUAUCAUCAGAACCUUUCAAUUAUCAAGAUAAUAUGAGUGAUAAUGAAGAUAACGAACAAGACAGAUCAUUAGAACCGAAAGAAGACGGUGUUAUAGCCACGUAUGAGGAGCGAGACAGUGUGUAUGCGGCAGAAUGGUCGACAGCUGAUCCAUGGAUUAUUUGCUUCGAUCGUAAAGGAGGUGGCCUUGUCAGGGAAAGAUGA